AUGGCUAUUUCACGGUUAUUUUAUUUUUCUGGGAACAUCGGCGCAGAGGCACAGGCAGCCGGGAACAUUGCCUCCGGGGAACAAGUGUACCGGGAAUCAACAUGCCUAAUGGACCCCGGGGAGCACUGGCACUCGGGAUCACAGACACCGGGGAACAUAUAUACAUCAUGCGCGGUCCGGGAACAAGGGUACCGGGGAGUACGGGCCGGGAAUGGUACCCUGGGGAACAAUGGCCUAAUGGGUACCGGGAGCACUGGUACCGGGGACAAGACACCGGGGAGCCAUGGGUUACCGGGAAACAGGGUACGGGGAUCAUGGUACCGGGGAUCAUGGGUACAGGGGGAACAAGGGUACCGGGGAGCAUGGGUACCGGGGAACAAGGGUACCGGGGAGCAUGGGUACCGGGGAACAAGGGUACCGGGGAUCAUGGGUACCGGGGAUCAUGGGUACCGGGGAUCAUGGGUACCGGGGAUCAUGGGUACCGGGGAUACCGGGCAUGGUACCGGGGAUACAUGGGUACCGGGGAACAAGGGUAGGCGGGAUCAUGGGUUACCGGGGGUCAUGGGUACCGGGGAUCAUGGGUACCGGGGUACCGGGGGCAUGGUUACGGGGAUCAUGGGUACCGGGGAGGGUACCGGGAAGCAUGGGUACGGGGAACAAAGGGUACCGGGGGAGCAUGGGUACCGGGGAUCAUGGUACCCGACAUGGGUACCGGGGAUCAUGGGUACGGGGAUACGGGGAGUAUGGGUACCGGGGAGUAUGGGUACCGGGGAGUAUGGGUACCGGGGGUACCGGGGUCAUGGGUACGGGAACAUGGGUACCGGGGAUCAUGGGUACCGGGGAUCAUGGGUACCGGGGAUCAUGGGUACCGGGGAUCAUGGUACCGGGGAUCAUGGUACCGGGGAUCAUGGGUACGGGGAUCAUGGGUACCGGGUCGGGUACCGGGGCAAGGGUACCGGGGAGCAUGGGUACCGGGGAACACCGGUACACUCCCUUAGAACCCUUGCCGUUAAAUUAACAACUAUGCCUAAAAGUUUCCUUUACUCUACAACCAUUAGAUUAUAUGUAGAACAGAAAGCCAUUGGCUAUAAAAAAAAAUAA
This is a messenger RNA of Penaeus vannamei (Pacific white shrimp), 1101 nucleotides long. RefSeq lists its product as uncharacterized. NCBI's taxonomy places the organism in Eukaryota, Metazoa, Arthropoda, Malacostraca, Decapoda, Penaeidae. The record is from RefSeq and is a predicted model, not a curated record.